GUCUUAAGAAGACAAGAUGUCUGCCACUCGGUUUGAGUACGUUCCUGUUGUGGAAGUUUCUUCUGACAACUUUUCAGAAGUGUGGCCUUUCAUGCUUCGCGCGAUAAAGAAAUCUUCCUUCGUGGCUGUGGACACGGUACGUAUAAAGGGGAAUGACUUUACGCGAUUUGCGAGGACAUAGUUUUAUUACAGCUAAGUUUCCACUCUAUAAAAAUUUGAGAUUGCUUCGAAUCUCUCCAUUUAAGACAAAGUUUUCUUUUUUUAUGAGGAAAAUUUUAAAAAAAUCAUAGGAUAAGAACUCUUUUUUCUGUAGUUUAAACAGGCAGUUUGAAUUUACGAGAACAAAAUCUUAUUCUAUGAUUUGUUUUAAAUUUUUUUCUUGAAAUAAGAAAUCCCGAAUUUUGGGAAAGUUCAUUUAAUAUGACAAGGGGGGGGGGGGAUGAAGAUAUUGAGGGGGGGCUCCGAAAAUUUUUAGACAUCCGAAGGGGAGGCUCUGAAAAAAUUGUUGCGCUAGGAAGGGGGGCUCCGAAAAUGUGUACACUUCAAAACCAACACAUGACAUCAUCAUACAGAUCGGAUGGUUUUCAACUCAACAAUUUAAUGACCUGUGCAACUCAGCUAUAUCACGUGGUUUACAGAUAUAACAAAUGUAGUCUCAGUAAUUAUUACACUCUUGUUCAUCCUAAAAAUGCUUUAGAAAAUUGUAUCACAACUGUAUCUCAAGUUUGUUAGAGUAUAAACCAUUGAAGACAAUAACGGUAAAUAUAUUUAAUACAGUCUAGGGAUCAUUUUUCAGGGGAGCAAAGGAAUUGAAGGAGGAGGGGGGGGGGCUCUGAAAUUUUUUCGACUACCAAGGAGGGGGCUCCUAAAAAAUUGAACCGCUAGCGAGGGGGGCUGCUAAAAUUUCAAGCUUCGAGUUUCAAUAUCUUCAUCCCCCCCCCUUGUCAUAUUAAAUGAACUUUCCCUUAGAGUGUUCGUUAGGAUCAAGCUUCUUAUAAGUGCAUGCAAAGUUGGACAGAUAAUAUACUGAAGGUCUUAUAUAUCAUAAAUUUAACUUGCUUAUUUUUAAGUUUUCAAGAACGUUUUGUUUCUUCCUUUAGGAAAUGAGUGGUAUUGGAGACAGGAAGCAACUUAUGGCACAGUGAGUACUAAAGAAAAACCGUCCAUUAUCUCCCCCCCCCCUCAAUUAAUAAACUCCCUCCCUCUAAUAAGCUCCCUUUUUCAGUGGAAGAAAGUUAAUACCUCCCCCCACCUCUCUCUAUUUUGGUGGGUAUGAACUUGCAGAUGCAUAUGUUGUGGUUCAAUAUAUUUUAUCCUUGGUUUAAAUUUUAUUUUCUUUUGUUUCAAACUCAUUAUCAUACAUUACCAUACCCAAAAAUAAAGGAAAAUAAAAUUUAAACCAAGGAUAAAAUUGAAACACAACACAUGUAACAGUGGCUAACAGUUAUGAAACUUUCCUGGGGGAAGAUGUCCUCGGACUGCCCUACAAGUUUGUGUCUCCAGCACUCAAUGUUUGCACUCUGCAUCCAGUACCCCCAAAUGCUACCGAACACCCUGGGGGGCGGGGGACUCCUCAUAUGAAAGGGGUGGGGAUGCUUGUUGUCUCGCUUCGGGGUGUAAAUUUCAGAUUUUAGUCUCACUUAGGGUGUUCUGGGCAAAACGCCAUCAUAUUUAGCCGUGAAGGUCUCGUUUAGGGUUGCACGCGAAAAAAUACAAAAAUAUACAUUUGAUAUGUAUAUUUUAAAUUUGUUUUAUUUACUCUAUUCAUAUAAUCCAAGUUUUCUCAUUUGUCUGUGUUUUAACAUGGUCUCUUUUAAGGGGUCAAAAAAAGCUUGGGCCCCUCCCAGAUCGGUCUCCUUUAGGGCUUUAAUUCAAAAUUUGUGACAAGUAUCCCCACCCCUUUCAUAUGUGGAGUCCCCCGGCUGAAAACCCUGUUUGUAUAACAUGCAUUAUGCUCAAUGAAACUCAUAAACUUGUUUUUAAUUUUUUAUUCCACAGAUUUAUUGAGGACAGGUACAAAUACAUGUGUGAAGUUGCCCAAUCCAGAGCAAUACUUUCUCUAGGAAUUUCCUGUUUUAAGUUGAAGAAGUUAAAGCCCCACAAGGAGACAAGACACAAGGAAUCAGAUGAGAUACUUAACGUCAAAGUCAACACUUUUAAUAUUGUUGUUCUUUGUUUGGAAAAUUUUAUCGUGGAACCAGCUUCGUUAAAGUUUUUGGUUGAGCAUGGAUUUGAUUUUAACAAACAGUAUUCCAGAGGAGUGCCCUACAGAAGAGGAGACGAUCAGGUGAGUGUGUAUUUUCCUUAGAAGGUUGGAAAGAAAUUUAAAAGUGCAACAAUAACACACCUUACUUGCAUAUCCUGAUUCCCUAUUAUGCCCUCUUAGUAUGUGUGUGUGUGUGUUGGGGGGAAGAUGCAUCUAGUCUGAAUUUAGAAACAUGUUUGUAUUCUGUCGGUCAGUAUUUUACUGUUCUAUUAUUUUUCACUUGUUUUCAUUGCUUCAAUUUUAUAUUUGUUUCAUUUGUCGCUGUUUUAUUUUAUUCUUUUGUUUUGUCACUGUUUUAACCCAUUGACGCCCAGGACUUUUUAUGUUUUCGAGUGAUUGUCUACAUACACACAAUCCAAACGAUUUCGUGACUCCGAAUUUGGGGCUACCAUGGAAAGUGGUACUGUCCUAAAACAUUGAAGGCUUGAGUUUUCUGACCACGUCAUUAUGACGUAGUCAUUUUGCCUUGUUGAGCUAAAAUAAUGGCUCAAGUAUAUGGUUUGUAUGCGAUUUUUGGUAAGGGUACAGUCAAUUUCAUCUUUGGUGGCUGCCUGAUAAACAUCAUUAAGCAUGACGGCAGUGAAGAGUCCACUUUCUCAAAGAAGCAAGUAAGGUGAUGUACUAUGUUUGCAAAUUUGGCUUGUUCCUCGUGGAACUGGAAAAAUGGCCCCUCUGAAUUGAAGUUGCUAUGGGACUCAACUAGUGAUGAAUUUCUUGACCUGCUACAGCAUUGGAACUUAUGACCACUGGACAUCGCAACAAUUGCGAAAUUUCUGUGGUAGGUCGGAGUAGCUGUGGACUUAGUAUAAACAUGAAAAAAGUGGGGGAAGGAACGAACCCUGUAAAAAAUUCUGGCUAUUUCCCAGCAUGCAAUGCAGUCAUAAUGUUGAAAAUGGAGGCAAUUAGGCCAGGAUGCACUAGAACAAAAGGCUGCAGCUCAGCCUUGUAAAUGACUAAGAACCAAAAAAGGCACUUCUAAGCUAAGACAGGGACUGAAUUUUACUGUGAAUGUCGACUUUUGGUUUUGCAACGAUGAUCUCUGUAGAAAACCUGAAGGUAAAAAACAUGAUUUUUGUUGUUUUUCUAUGACGUUGAAAAUGGUCAUUUUUGUUCUUGUCCAAAUUCAAAAGGUGAUAUUUUGCAAAAAAGCUGACUUUUUGGCAUUUAUUUGAUAUCCCAGUUUGAAGGACAUUCUACUCAAUGCUCAGAACUGACAGUUAAGGCAAUGUUCACGUGAUUGAGAAAGCUGCAAAUGUCUUAAAGCAGCCCUGUAGUCUUAUAGCCUUGUAGGGUCAGUUGGCUGUCAGUGGGUUAAAGCAAUCUUUAUUCUAACAGGGCCUCAGUAAUAUUAUUGCUCAUGGCCAAGCCUUUAGUUAAAUAAUAUGGCAUCUUUAAUAUUAUAACAUACCAGUAAAUUAAUUUUCUUUGAUGUAUAACCAACUUUCAUGAUCAUGUGAAAAAUGCGCACACCCUCAGUUUUGUCAGCAAAUGUGUUUUGUAAACCUGUUAGAGUGUCAAACAAAAUUAAUUAGGAUUACUGUGGUUUCAAUUCAAUCACUUCUUCAAAGCAGUCUGCACAUACAUUUUAUUUUUACCUUAUUUUACACAAUCUGCUAUGCAUACAAAUGAAGUAGCCUGGAAAAAUCCUUUUGUGCAUUAUGCACCUGCUAGUACGGCUUGUCAUUAUUUACAUUGUAGAGACUUUGAUGUUUAUAAAUGAAUACAAAGCAUUUUUCUGUUUGUCUUGUUUAGAUUGUCAACAACAUGUCAGAACAUUCUCUGAGAAAUCUUUUUAGUGAACUUGUCAUGGCAAAUAAGCCACUUGUUCUUCACAAUGGAUUCUUAGACCUAGUGUUCCUUUAUGAGAAUUUCUACUGCAAAGUGCCAGACAAACUGCAGGUGUUUACUGCUGAUGUGUCCGACAUGUUUCCAGCUGGAAUAUUUGACACCAAAUAUGUAUCUGAGUACAGUGUCCGAGAAUCAGCUUCAUAUCUGCUUUAUCUCUUUAAAAAGUGGUGGGUAUAUGUAUUUAAAUGUGGCUAAAUGUAAUUUAGGCAAAGUUAACCUCAAAGCAAUGCUGGUCAGCUGUUUCCCCAGCUAUAGUAGAGGUGGCCCAAUGCCUCUAGCAGGGGCACCUCGUGACUUACAUACGCAGUUGCUUGCUUGCAGUUCUUCGCAAAGUGUUGCUGCAAUAGCUUGCUGUUUGCGUGCCAUAUAUUUUGAUUUUAUCUAUAAUGUCUUUGUCUUUUGUGUUUUUGACAUAACUGAGAAUCUUUUGUAGUAGCAUAUAUCUUUUCUUUUUGCUUUGUAGCCAGCGAUGUAAUGAGCGCAGCCAAAAGCAUGAGGAAAAACAUGUGUGCUUGAAAUUUCCUGAAGAAGCCUCACUUUUAUGUUUUACUGAGGAAUUGUUCUGUGGCGCACGUGAUGAAACUGAGGCUGUUCUUAAUGUUGUCACUGUCUGUGAGAAGUUUGCAGUAAGUUUAUCAUAGAAUACUUUUCAAGUGAUUGUUGUCAUCAACCUAUAUUUUGAAAAAAUGAUUUUGACCUAAACAAGAUGCAAGAACAAUGUAUCAAAUGCCCAUCAGAUCUUGACACAGGUGCGGAUCCAGGAUUUUUUUUAGGAGGGGGUGCGCUCGUCUCUUGCUCUACUUCAACACCAAUAAACCACAUAGUUUUUUUUUUGCAGAAUACCAGUUGUAUUAGAAAACCGCAGGUCAUCUCAGGGGGGGGAGGGCACACCCCCUGCACCCUCCCCCUAGAUCCGCCCCUGUGACAAGAAUACUUGUUGCAGGAAAAUACUUUUGUGUAGGCAAGUCACAAUAAUAAUAUUGGCCUUGGUGAAUGUGUUUCUUUAAUUUCGCGACAAAGUGUUAGAGUUUUUGUAGCCAGUCACAAUUUGUGUCAAUAAGCAUAAAACAACUGCCAAAAAGCACUUUCAGGACUUUAUAGCCUUAAAUACAGUCACAAUGUACAUUCUGGACAGUUUCACUUGAAAAGGACUGCUAAUUUGAACUGUUGGACAAAUUUUCUAAGAUGCUGUUUUGCAUUAGUCUGAAAUGCCAGUCGUCUCUUCGCCCCAUCCCCCACCCCCCAAUGGGUGGCCAAUCUCCCUUGUCUGGUAACCCAUUUGGGGGGAGGGGGUGGGGUUACAUGAAGAGAUGGCUGAAAUUUAAAACUACCGGUAGUUUGGAAUAAGCAUCUGUUCAGCUUCCGUCUAGGGCUCAAAGCAGUCAUAUUUUAUGAAUGAAAUAGUACUAAUGUUCAGGCUUUUCAGGAAUUUCAGGCUUCUAUUUCCUACAUGAGCAAUAAACGCUUAUCAACGUAAGCUGUUUAUGUAGAGUAUUGCUGUUUCUGUGAAAGGAUUUAAGGAAGUGCUUCUUUUUGAUUCUCCACAGGCUCAUGGAUUUUGUCCUCGAGAAAAAAGCUGCCCCUUUUCACAUGAUGUUGAUGAUGUUUUGGAUCGAGAAUGGAAAGCAAGAGAAUCAAAGAGACAAAAAAGAAAAAGGAAACAAAAAAGCUCAGGUAAUGGAUGUGUGCGUGCAUGUGUGUGUGCAUAACAGUCCCUUCUCUGUUAACAUGAAACACAAAGUAAAAAAAGAUACGCACAUAAAGAGAUAACUUCAUGUGAGUACGGAUCCAAAAACUAAAAAUAUGGUGACUUUUCCAGCACUAGACCUUCAUCAGUUCGUUUGUCUUAGCCUUUUUAAACCACAAAUGUACUCUAUCAACCUAGUUUUCACGUUGUUCUUUGGUUUUGACAAAUUCCCAGAAUAAUCUUUUCAAAUAAUUAUUGUAGUUUAAUCGGUUGAUGGGCGACUUCUUAUCAAAUCCAAUCAAUAGAAAAUGUUUACAGUCUAACCCCAUGUAAUAGUCUUUUUUAAUACAUGAAUUUAUUUUCACACAGGCAAUAAUGCAAAUGACACACAAACGGCCUGCAAUAACAGUGUGAUGGCAGAGGAUAAAUCUGAGCAUUCACUCACUUGUGAUAGGCAGGAAGGUUGCGUGACGUCAUCGCUAGAUGGCCACGUGAAUCAAUCCAUCAAAAAGACUCGUAACUGCGGACACAGGGCGGGAUUUGAUGCUUUUAUGACAGGCUAUUGUAUGGCGACAUAUCUUCUUCAACUUGGCAAGAAAAAUGACGAAAAUGAACUUAGCCUCUCCUCCCUGGGGGAAAUUGCAAACAAAUUGAGCCUCGCAAAGAAGGACGUCCCUCUGCAGAUUGCGCGGAGUCAUUUUUCCAAGCCUUCACCAUCGCACACAGAAAAACUAAAACGACUUAGAGAAAAUUGCGCUUCACAAAGUCUGGACCAGUAAUUUGGACAGUUUGCACCUCAAGUCAGAAUCGGA
Molecule: messenger RNA, 6613 nt
Organism: Porites lobata
Lineage: Eukaryota; Metazoa; Cnidaria; Anthozoa; Scleractinia; Poritidae
Source: the annotation of a GenBank genome assembly